GGAGGCAUAGCGAUUUGCAUUUCGUAAAACAGGCUAGAUUUCCCAAGCCAUCAAUUGAAAUCCUUAACCACGGUGGCACAGAAUGAGCAUUUCACGGUACGGUGAAGGAAGUAUUUGCGGGGGUUGCAGCGGAGGAAGCAAGCUAGGAUAAAAUCACAAUCAUGAUUCUCUUCCAGCUAGUCUUCCGUGUGGACCUCUCCUUCUCCAGACAAAUGAGACUCUACUAGGUGGUACCCUCGCAUUUAGCCAUCUUUCCCGAGGAGCGCUGCAACAGGUUCCCAUAAAUAUCCGUGUUUCGCUCACACUUGAGUCCUUUGCUCUAUUUGCCUCGUUUGCUGUGCUACUUUGUGCAGAGCACAAAUGUCGUUCCUCGCGCCCUCGAAUCAGGAAAAAGGACUCACCGUCUCACGAUGCGACGUUUGGUAUUUUUAGUCUCGCUCUUGGCUUCCCGAAAUGCCUUGACAAUGGCGGAUAUUCUAUCCAUCGCUACUCCUGUCCAUGUACCUGCCUCUCCGACAGGUACCUCGCUGCCCACAAAACCUUUUGGCUCGAAUAAUAUUAAUUCGGCAGUUGUCGUACCGGUUAUAGUCGCUUCAGUGAGCGUAUUUGUCGCUUUUAUCCUCAUCCUCUGCUUAAAAAUUCCCGUUCCAAAACGCUUCUUACAUCCUGUGAGAGAUGACGAUUCGACCUUGAGCCCAGAAACUUCGCGCUUGCGAUUCUCCUGGUUUCAUCGAAAACGCAGAUCGAGACCGACUAUAUGGCCUCAUUCGGUAUACAAUGGAGGGGAGUUUGAGUCUGGAAAGUGCGGGGACUUGGAAAUGCGAGUCAUGGAAGAUAUACCGGGGUUCCCCGUGCCGUUCAGAAAUUUUCCAUUAUCCCAUCGAGACACGGAAAAAAUGUCCCAAGCGAGGAUGGAGGAGGAGGCAGAAGCUAGAAUUAGGGAGAUGCUGGAGAGAAUGAAUCCAGAAGAUAGGGCAUGGGCGAGCGAACAAUUGAUUUAUGGACAGGUGGAUGACUUGCGGGACAAAACUAUUGGAGCACCGUUUUAAAGUCAUAGAGAUUAUCAUGAACAAUGCUCUGGAAUGGAGGAAAGAGAAUGGUUGUUUGAGUAAGGCACGUCAGAUUUGACAUCUGGAUUCAACUAGUUAAUUAACUAUACGUAGUGCCCCACAGGGUACUAUAAUUCCCCUGUAUUCAUCCCAAACGCAACGUACGAAGACUUCAUUUUCUUGUAUGGAAAGAUUAACGAACAUGGCAUAAUACUGUUUUAGUGCCACCUGCAACCUGACAUCCUCAAGUCUCUUAGUCGACGCUUCAUAACCCUAUGCAUAACUCGCGGAAGGAAUCUUAAUGGAUUCUGCUGUGACAAUAAGACCCAGAUGGAUCAAAAUGUGAAGAUAGGAACGAGACCGUUAAUGGAUAUCAAUUCCAAACGCAAAACCA
This is a messenger RNA of Botrytis cinerea B05.10, 1443 nucleotides long. RefSeq lists its product as hypothetical. The record is from RefSeq and is a predicted model, not a curated record. The transcript has a single exon. The coding region runs from base 411 to 1049 and encodes 212 amino acids. Lineage: Eukaryota; Fungi; Ascomycota; Leotiomycetes; Helotiales; Sclerotiniaceae.